Molecule: messenger RNA, 483 nt
Organism: Necator americanus (New World hookworm)
Lineage: Eukaryota; Metazoa; Nematoda; Chromadorea; Rhabditida; Ancylostomatidae
Exons: 5
Coding region: 1-483 (160 amino acids)
Source: RefSeq, a predicted model, not a curated record
AUGCAGUUCCAAUACCUUGUCGCUGUGCUCAUCAUUACAGUAGUCGUGUGCUUCACUUCAGUGGGGUCACUACCGACUCUAUAUCCCUGCUGGAAUAAAGACCGGUUUAACGACACUGUUCGGAAGCCUCUAGUCAAAGAGCUCUUCUCUAAGCUUCAAUCGUACUCAUGGUCGCAGUCUUCCUGGUCGCAGUGGAAGAAAUGGUGGUGGUGGUCCAACACACCAAUGCUGAGGUACAGCUGCGAUUUGGAAUUUUAUGCUCAUCUCCAUGCCAGUCCUACAAGAUAUAAGAUUGGCAAUCUGGGAGACGUAAUAAAAGAGAGAUACGAAAUUAACGGAACUGACUUCAAUGUUAAAAAGUUGGUGAAAGAAGCUGUGGCAUCGUGGUCGUACGAUUACAAAGAGAUGCUAAGGAGGUGGAAUUUUGGUUGCAACUACUACAACAAUGGCACUAAGCAUACUAUCGCCUGUCUCUUCGUCUGA